AAACUGAUUGAAAAAGCAUAAAAUAAUGCAUCCGCUCAUGAAAAACGUUCUGAAUAUUGCGAUCGCGAUAACGCUGUUAACGAUUUAUAUAUGGCAACUCAGUUGGAUCCACUCAGGACUUACCCUUAUAGAUAUAGAGCUGCAGUGUUGAUGGAUGAACAAAAGGAAACUGAAGCUGUCGAAGAGCUUACAAAAGCCAUAGCGUUUAAACCCGAGCUACAAAUGCUGCAUCUUCGAGCAGCGUUUUAUGAGUCAAUGAGUGAUUACGACUUAGCAUUAAGAGAUUGUGAAGCGGCACUCUGUUUAGAUCCUAAUCACAAAGAGACACUCGAGCUUUAUAACCGAACACUAAAAGAAUCUGCCGAGUUCUAUACAUGAGGUUGUUGUGCAGCUAUUGAGGGCAUAAAAAGACGUUUACGCCCUCCAUUGGUUCAAUCACACGACUGCAGAUUCGCG
Messenger RNA from Helianthus annuus (common sunflower), 456 nucleotides. RefSeq names its product ETO1-like protein 2. The coding region runs from base 91 to 378 and encodes 95 amino acids. The transcript has 2 exons. The record is from RefSeq and is a predicted model, not a curated record. Lineage: Eukaryota; Viridiplantae; Streptophyta; Magnoliopsida; Asterales; Asteraceae. Gene Ontology annotation, biological process: negative regulation of ethylene-activated signaling pathway. Gene Ontology annotation, molecular function: protein binding.